Prunus mume (Japanese apricot) is the source of this 2352-nucleotide messenger RNA. NCBI's taxonomy places the organism in Eukaryota, Viridiplantae, Streptophyta, Magnoliopsida, Rosales, Rosaceae. The record is from RefSeq and is a predicted model, not a curated record.
AAACGUACUGAGGACGACGACCCAAGCAUUAAAAGGCGCAAAGCAAACCCAGUGAGCCGACACUUGGAUAAGCUUAUAUCUAUUUGGAUGAAAUGAAUGAUGAACAAAAACAAAGUCGCAUAAUUAAUCAAAAUCCAACCUUAAUUAAUUAAUCUUUGUGUUUUAGAUUCGUUAAACAAAAUCUCUUAAACGUGAUUUGCCUGAAUUAAUCCCAUAAAUAAACAACUCUCCCUUCCCUUACUUCUAAUACCCGCCAUUUCACACUCUCAGAUUCUCUCUGUUUCUUCUUCUCUGCGAUAUGUAAGUGAAAAUGCCGGAGCAGAGAUUCGGAGUCCGAGACGCGAGCCCCGACUCGGUCAUCUUCACCCUCGAGUCAAACUUCAGUCUCUUCUCUUCAGCCUCCGCUAGCGUUGACCGCUGCUCUUUCGCCUCCGACGCCCUUGACCACGACUCCGAGAUCUCUCCGAACUCGGCUGCACAUGAGCACCACGUUGAAGAAAGCUCGAGCGGUACAGAUCGCGAUCCAGAUCCGAGCAGACGCCUAACUUUCCACACCAGCAGCAUCAAGCACUCUCGUCUCUCCACAAAAGCAGAAAAGGCCAAAGUUCAAAAGGAAGACACUGACUCGGAUUUAGUUCUCGAUUCGGCUAGGAGCUCUUUCUCUCUGGCCAUCAAAGAAUGCCAGGACCGGCGCUCCAGAUCUGAAGCUUUCUCGAAGAAGCUAGACAGGCCGAGACCCGCUUCUUUGGAUUUGAACAAUGCCUCUGUCUCCUCGCCGAGACUGGGCAACAUAAAGAAGAGUUCCAUGGCGUCUCGGAAAUCGGGGAAUUUCCCGAGUCCCGGUACACCGAGUUACCGGAACACGAGUCUCGGAGUUCAGAAGGGUUGGAGCUCCGAGCGAGUUCCGGCGCCUACCAACGUGGGUCGGAAGAAUACGACGGCUUCAAUGUUGCCGUUUAAUAACGGGAGGACAUUGCCGUCGAAAUGGGAAGAUGCCGAGAGGUGGAUUUUCAGUCCGGUUCAGGGUGAUGGUGUGGUGAGGCCGUCGUGUCAGCAGACCCAGAGGAGGCCAAAAUCGAAGAGUGGUCCACUUGGGCCUCCUGGGGUUGCGUAUUACUCAUUGUACUCGCCAGCAAUGCCCAUGUUUGAUGGGACCAAUGUGAGCAAUUUCAUGGCUGCAUCUCCGUUUUCAGCUGGUGUUAUAUCAGCUGAUGGAUUGGCAUUCCACUCCGGUGCCCAAAAUGGAGCCUUUACAACCCGGGCUGAACCUUGCAUUGCCCGUUCGGUUAGUGUGCAUGGUUGCUCUGAGGUGCUGGACCAGCAGUCUUCACUGCCUGGCUCUCAAGAUGAAAAGUUUGAUGGACCUGAUGGGGUCAAGGAUGCGGCUACCAAUGUAUCUCGUGCAGUUUCAAGAAGGGACAUGGCAACGCAGAUGAGCCCAGAUGAUAGCACUCACUCAUCUCCCAUAGGAGGGCCUUCUUACUCUGCCUCCAGUUCCUCGGGCCUGCCUAUUGUGGAAGUGCAGAGUGCCCCUUCUUUGAAGUUGGAAGUCAGGGAUGUGCAGGUAGAUGACCGUGUCACUGUGACAAGGUGGUCCAAGAAACAUAAAGCCCGAGUACCUGGGAAGGGCUCUGAUAUUAUUGAUAAUUGGAAAAAGAAAGAUGCAGACUCUCGGUCUGCUGCUUGGGAUCUUUCUGACUCAUCGAAGAACAUUUCAAAAGUUAAAAGAGAGGAAGCCAAAAUCACUGCUUGGGAGAACCUGCAGAAGGCGAAAGCUGAGGCAGCAAUACGGAAACUAGAGAUGAAGCUGGAAAAGAAGAGAUCAUCAUCCAUGGAUAAAAUCAUGAACAAGUUGAGAUCGGCUCAGAAGAAGGCUCAAGACAUGAGAAGCUCCGUGUUAACCGACCAAGCACGAGUUGCAGGGACCUCACAUAGAACUGUAUCAAUUCGUAGAACUCGUCAGAUGGGUUCUUUGAGUGGUUGUUUUACAUGCCAUACUUUCUGACUCCUCAGCCAGCCACCUGUUGUUCCACUUGGCUAUACAACAAGGUUAAGUAAAUGAACAACGGAGGAUCCAGAACAUAAAUGAAUGGUGUAUAGCAGUUAGCAGCUACUAUUUCCACGCUAAAUCAGUGUCAACGUAGCUUUCCAGUGGCAUGAAGCACCAAAACCUCAGGUUCAGUCUUUUAGAUAACUAGGACCCUAGUAAGCAAUUGUUGCGGAUUCAGCGAUUAAUAAUGCUUGUGUGUGUGUAAAUCAAAGACUUCAGAUUAUAUACUACGUUAAUUUUUUUUCUUGUUUUUCACACACCAUGAAAGCUUGUGCACAAAACAAUCAUCUACUUGAGCAUCA